CAAAAAAAUAUAGAUAUAUAUAUAUUUCAUACAAACAUACUUACAUGGCUGAGAUGGGGUUCACAAUUACUGAACUGGUGGAAGCCCAGGCACAAGUCUGGAACCUCUUGCUCAGCUACCUGAAAUCCAUGUGUCUCAAGUGUUCACUGGAGCUUGGCAUUGCUGAUGCUCUCAAGAAACAAGGCAAGCCGAUGGAGCUCUCCGAGCUGUCGUUUGCUCUUUCAAUACCACCAUCAAAAUUUGAUUGUUUCCGUCGUUUUAUGACUACUCUAGUUCACCUAGAGUUAUUUGCCGAACAACAAGAUGAUUCUGGAGCCACAAAGUAUAUACUCACACCAGCUUCCUAUCUCUUGGUAAAAGAUGAAACCAUGAACAUCACCCCUUUCCUUACCUUGAUCUUAGAUCCUAUCAUGUGUGACUCUUCACAUGUCUUCAUGCCAUGGUUCAAGAGCCAUAAGGAGACUCCAUUUGAGUUUUAUUUCGGAAAAGGUUUUUGGGAUUUUGUUGGUGAGAAGCCGGAGUUUAGCAAGAUGUUCAAUGAAGGGAUGGCUAGUGAUUCAAGGCUUGUUUCAGAAGUGGUUAUGAUGAAUUGCAAGGAUGUGUUUAAUGGGUUGAAGUCAAUUGUGGAUGUUGGUGGUGGAAAGGGAUCUAUGGCAAAAUCUAUAACUCAUGCAUUCCCAGGGAUUAAGUGCACUGUGUUUGAUCUUCCUCAUGUGAUUGAUUCCUUGGAAGAAGAUCGACAACCUGGCGUGGAGUAUGUUGGAGGUGAUAUGUUUGUGUCUGUUCCUCAUGCAAAUGCUGUUCUAUUGAAGUGGAUUUUACAUGAUUGGGAUAAUGAAGAAUGUAUCAAGAUAUUACAACGGUGCAAAGAGGCCAUCCCAUCUAUAGCAGAUGGAGGAAAAAUAAUCAUAAUAGAUAUAGUGGUGGGUGCUUCAAGGAACAAACAUCCUUAUGCAGUUGAAACUCAGCUACUUUUCGAUUUAUUAAUGAUGAAUAUUACCUCUGGAAGAGAAAGAAAUGAAUGUGAAUGGCGAAAAAUAUUUCUAUCUGCAGGUUUCAUAGAUUAUAAAAUUACUCAUUUCUUAGGCCUCCGAUCAAUUAUUGAGUUAUAUCAUUGAAAGAUGGCCUUUUGUUGAAUGUCAUAUAUCAUAUUUUAUGUAUAUAUUUGAAGUCAUAUAACUUAUUUGUAACAAGUCAAUCUGCUUGGUUGUCAUUA
Dioscorea cayenensis subsp. rotundata (Guinea yam) is the source of this 1216-nucleotide messenger RNA. RefSeq names its product probable O-methyltransferase 3. Lineage: Eukaryota; Viridiplantae; Streptophyta; Magnoliopsida; Dioscoreales; Dioscoreaceae. Gene Ontology annotation, biological process: methylation. The transcript is spliced from 2 exons. Bases 45 to 1118 code for a protein of 357 amino acids. Gene Ontology annotation, molecular function: protein dimerization activity; S-adenosylmethionine-dependent methyltransferase activity; O-methyltransferase activity. The record is from RefSeq and is a predicted model, not a curated record.